GAAGCGGAGGAUUCUGCCGGGUUCGGGUGCGGUAGGUGGUCCGGGGGGGAGACGGUGGAAUAUCGACACUCUCCGUAGCCGUGUAGCUGGGGCCUGGCUUGGUCCUAAUUCUCUUCAAGACUGGGGUCGGGCCCAGGUCCCGUGUCGGGGUCGAUUUCAUCCGCAAUCCGAGCGUCCUUUGUUUCCAGUGGGCCAUGGUUGGACUUGCAGCCGCAGUGUGUCCGGGAAGAAGGUAACAGAUUUACAAACCUCCCCUCUGUCAGCCCCGCCGUUCACACACAGCCAUGAACCCCUAUCAGUGCCCCAGCUGCGGGAAACGCUUCAAGCAAUCGAGCAAUCUGAUCACACACCAGCGGGUUCACACCGGGGAGAAGCCAUUUACCUGCCCUGACUGCGGAAAACUGUUCGCCUACCGCUCCAACUUCGUGGUCCACCUGCGGAUCCACACCGGAGAGAAACCGUUCACCUGCUCUGAGUGCGGGAAGGGGUUCACCCAGUCAUCCGAACUGAUGAAGCACCAGCGGGUUCACACCGGGGAGAAGCCGUUCUCUUGUACCGAGUGUGGGAAGGAGUUCAGCCGUUCAUCUGAUUUGCAGAACCACCGGCGAGUUCACACGGGAGAGAAGCCAUUUACUUGCUCUGAGUGUGGGAAGGGGUUUACGCAGUUGUCAAAUUUGGUCAACCACAAGCGAGUCCACACCGGGGAGAAACCGUACAUCUGCUCUGAGUGUGGGAAGGGAUUCACUCAGUUAUCCAACAUGUUUACACACCAGCGAGUUCACCGGGGGGAGAGGCCUUUCAUCUGCUCUGAAUGUGGGAAGGGAUUCACUCAGUCAUCUCACCUGACGACCCACCAGCGAAUGCACACCGGGGAGAGGCCCUUCACCUGCUCCGAGUGUGGUAAGGCAUUCACGGAUUCCCGUUACCUGUUGAGACACCAGCAGCUGCACAGCGGGGUGAAGCCAUUCACCUGCUCCGACUGUGGGAAGGGCUUCACUCAUUCAUGUGACCUGCUGAAUCACCAGCGGAUCCACACUGAGGAAAGACCGUUCACCUGCUCCAAGUGUGGGAAGGGAUUCACCCGUUCGUCUGAAGUGUUAAAGCACCAGCGGAUACACACCGGGGAGAAACCGUUCACCUGCUCCGAGUGUGGGAAGGGAUUUGCUGAACAAUCUUACUUACUGAUACACCAGCGACUUCACACUGGGGAGAAACCGUUCAUCUGCUCAGAGUGUGGGAAAGGGUUCACUCAGUUGUCCAACCUGCGAACACACCAGCGAGUUCACACCGGGGAGAAACCGUUCAUUUGCUUAGCCUGUGGGAAGGGAUUCACUCAACCAUCUUCCCUGUUGACUCACCAGCGAAUUCAUACUGGGGAGAAACCGUUCAUCUGCUCAGAGUGUGGGAAGGGUUUUGCUCAGUUGUCGAACCUGAGGACACACCAGCGGGUUCACACUGGGGAGAAGCCAUUCACCUGCUCUAAGUGUGGGAAGGGGUUCACCCAGUCAUGUCACCUGGUGACUCAUCUGCAAACUCACACUGGGGAGAAGCCAUUCAUCUGCUCCAACUGCGGGAAACGCUUCAAGCAAUCGAGCAAUCUGAUCACACACCAGCGGGUUCACACCGGGGAGAAGCCAUUUACCUGCCCUGACUGCGGAAAACUGUUCGCCUACCGCUCCAACUUCGUGGUCCACCUGCGGAUCCACACCGGAGAGAAACCGUUCACCUGCUCUGAGUGCGGGAAGGGGUUCACCCAGUCAUCCGAACUGAUGAAGCACCAGCGGGUUCACACCGGGGAGAAGCCGUUCUCUUGUACCGAGUGUGGGAAGGAGUUCAGCCGUUCAUCUGAUUUGCAGAACCACCGGCGAGUUCACACGGGAGAGAAGCCAUUUACUUGCUCUGAGUGUGGGAAGGGGUUUACGCAGUUGUCAAAUUUGGUCAACCACAAGCGAGUCCACACCGGGGAGAAACCGUACAUCUGCUCUGAGUGUGGGAAGGGAUUCACUCAGUUAUCCAACAUGUUUACACACCAGCGAGUUCACCGGGGGGAGAGGCCUUUCAUCUGCUCUGAAUGUGGGAAGGGAUUCACUCAGUCAUCUCACCUGACGACCCACCAGCGAAUGCACACCGGGGAGAGGCCCUUCACCUGCUCCGAGUGUGGUAAGGCAUUCACGGAUUCCCGUUACCUGUUGAGACACCAGCAGCUGCACAGCGGGGUGAAGCCAUUCACCUGCUCCGACUGUGGGAAGGGCUUCACUCAUUCAUGUGACCUGCUGAAUCACCAGCGGAUCCACACUGAGGAAAGACCGUUCACCUGCUCCAAGUGUGGGAAGGGAUUCACCCGUUCGUCUGAAGUGUUAAAGCACCAGCGGAUACACACCGGGGAGAAACCGUUCACCUGCUCCGAGUGUGGGAAGGGAUUUGCUGAACAAUCUUACUUACUGAUACACCAGCGACUUCACACUGGGGAGAAACCGUUCAUCUGCUCAGAGUGUGGGAAAGGGUUCACUCAGUUGUCCAACCUGCGAACACACCAGCGAGUUCACACCGGGGAGAAACCGUUCAUUUGCUUAGCCUGUGGGAAGGGAUUCACUCAACCAUCUUCCCUGUUGACUCACCAGCGAAUUCAUACUGGGGAGAAACCGUUCAUCUGCUCAGAGUGUGGGAAGGGUUUUGCUCAGUUGUCGAACCUGAGGACACACCAGCGGGUUCACACUGGGGAGAAGCCAUUCACCUGCUCUAAGUGUGGGAAGGGGUUCACCCAGUCAUGUCACCUGGUGACUCAUCUGCAAACUCACACUGGGGAGAAGCCAUUCAUCUGCUCCAAGUGUGGGAAAGGGUUCAGCAAUUCCUGUUACCUGUCCAGACACCAGCAAGUUCACAGGGCUGUGAAGCUCUUCACUUGUUCUGAGUGUGGGAAGGGCUUCACUCGGUCGUCCAGCCUGGUGAAACACCAGAAAGUUCACACUGGGGUCAGGGUUUAAUAUACCACAAGGGGCCCUUAGAUCUACAUGUAGAGAGACCUUCCCGAUUCCCCCAGUGGUGGUGGGAUCCGAAGUUCAGUACACAAGCUCAAGAAAAAGUUUGAAAAACACAUGGGAUUUCCGAAAACAAUUUCUGGUGCCAAAUGCCUACCACAAUUGAGUGCUCCCACCCAGCUUGAUUCAUUUGUGCAUUUAAAGAAGGAACUUGUUUUCCAUUAAUUUUAUUCCCAUGCUGUGGUGUUACAGGAAAUAAAAAAGAGAUUAAAAAUAUUGCUGCAGGUUUAGAAAGAGUAAGUAAUGGCAUCCCUGCUCCCUUGCAGAAAGCCACAGAUGUAGUUGCCAUGUGUAAAAUGGCUCUUCAAAAUCGCAUCGCGUCAGAUGUCUCAACCCUCGGUGGGGAGGAACGUGCAGUUCGAGGCAAGGAGUGCUGUACUUACAUCCUGUACCUGACAGAACUGAUUUGGCUGACCAUAUACACAAAGAAACAGCUACAAUCCAUCAGUCAGAGGGUGGGAUUUCUUUAACUGUAUUCAAUUACAAUUUGGAGACUGGUGUUACUCAAUCUUAAUGAAUGUCCUGAUACACCUUAACAUAAUUUUGAUGUUUUACUUGUAAAAGGGCAAUCAUUACUCGAGCAGCUCAAACUCACAUAAGCGUACCUGUUUACAAAUAUAAUCUACCUAACACUGACAAAAUCGUACGAAUACCCGUAAUCGAUGAAUUUCUGAUUAUUUUAUACUUCUGUCCUUCUGCCUCCAAAGUUUCAGAUGUAAUAAUUUUAAAUGGGUAAUUUAGAAUUCAGGUCAGGGGUGUUGAAUUGGACUAUAUAAUAGCUACUUUUCUUGUGGUUUAACCUUGUUAUGGUUGUUUCUAAAGGAAGGAAAUAAGGAAAUUGCCUUUUAAACUCACAAGAGAGCACAGGCCAUCAACUUUUUGCUGUUGACGUUUCUGUAGCAGGCAACUUCUUUUUUACAAAGUCGAGAUGCUAACUGGACGCUCAACCCAGCAUGGAUGGAAAGCGUGCAAGGGAGCUGGCUGGGUUCGAACUCGGGAGCCUUCGCUCCGAAGUCCGGCGCUGAUGCCACUACGCCACCAGCCGACGUGGUUGUUUAUAUUAUUAUAUAAUUACCACUGUGUAUGUACAGAGUUGCUCAGUGUGUUUUCUAAUGAUUGCAGUUUUUCUGGAAAGUUUUUAGUUCCAGUGGUGGGUAUUGCAUUAUUUGAAUAGGUGCUAGCUUAUUGGUUAAUUUAAGGAAUGGAAUUCAGAUGAAAUGCUCACUAUCAGUAGUCCGGUAUAAGAAAAUUAUACCACUUUUUUUCAAGUCAAGUUUAUUGUCAUUUAACUAUAUAUGUGUAUAUAAUGUAUAUAGAAAUGAAAGAAUGUUUCUUUGAACCAGGGUGUAAAGCACAGGAGUACACUCAUAACACACAAUAACUGAUGAAAUUAAGGAUAAAAUCUACAGAUCAAUUACAUUAAUAUUAACUUUUGAAAAGUAUAGAACAAAUUAACCAGUGACACUUCGAAGGCCAUGUGGCCGGGAGUUCAGAAGCCUAAAGGCCUGGGGAAAGAAACUGUUUCUUACCCUAACCGUUCUUGUUUUUAUACACCGUAGUCUCCUGCCUGAUGGUAGAAAGUCAAAGAGGAUGCUGGAUGGAUGGAUGGGAUCCUUAAUAAUAAUAAGGGCCCUGCGUAUACAGCGCUCCUGAUAAAUGUCCCCGAUGGAUGGUAGGGAGACCCCUAUGAUCCUCUCAGCUGUUCUCACAGUCCCUUGUAGGGGCUUCUGGUCUGAUGCUCGACAGCUCCCAUAACAGUUGGAGAUGCAACUUGUCAGGACUCUCAAUCUCUCAUUGUGCUAUUUAUUUAUUUAUUUAGAGAUUCCUCACGGAUUAUGCCCCUCUGGGACUUUGAGCCACAAUGCCAGCAACCCACUGCUUGAACCCUAACCUAAUCCCAGGACAAUUUGACAAUGACCAAUUGACCGACUGUGGGAGGAAUCCAGGGCACGCAGAGGAAACCCUCACAUUCCGUGGGAGACGUGACAAUACUGUGGUGUAAUCCCCUCAUUUUUGUAACGCUUAAUAAAUCAAUCGUAAGCAAUUGUUUUUUCCCUCGUUCUUGACUUCCAAAGAAACUGGAUCGUAAAAACAUCAGGAUCCAACAGCAACUUCUUAUCACCUAGGAGAGACCCUGAUGAUAGGGGAAAAUGAUGUUUAGUUACAUCCUAUAUCUGGAGUGGGAUUUAAAAUGCUUUUGUCUCUUAAGUGUUUAAUGUCUCCCCAAUACAGAUCAUGUACGCUGCAAAGACCAGCCAUUCAGCCCAGUGGGAGCCACACUGGGAAAACUCCGAGGACCAGCCCUCCAGCCACACCUUCCCCCUCAUAGCUCCACCUGCUGGAAUAUUACUGCAACUCAUUCUGAUCUCUCAGUUGAUUUGACUUAUGUUUAAACGCAUAUCCGCUGC
This is a messenger RNA of Mobula hypostoma (lesser devil ray), 5446 nucleotides long. Its product is annotated as zinc finger protein 850-like. The record is from RefSeq and is a predicted model, not a curated record. Lineage: Eukaryota; Metazoa; Chordata; Chondrichthyes; Myliobatiformes; Myliobatidae. Gene Ontology annotation, biological process: regulation of transcription by RNA polymerase II. The transcript has 2 exons. Gene Ontology annotation, molecular function: DNA-binding transcription repressor activity, RNA polymerase II-specific; DNA-binding transcription activator activity, RNA polymerase II-specific; RNA polymerase II cis-regulatory region sequence-specific DNA binding. The coding region runs from base 285 to 2984 and encodes 899 amino acids. Gene Ontology annotation, cellular component: nucleoplasm; nucleus.